Messenger RNA from Tetrahymena thermophila SB210, 2370 nucleotides. RefSeq lists its product as hypothetical. The record is from RefSeq and is a predicted model, not a curated record. NCBI's taxonomy places the organism in Eukaryota, Ciliophora, Oligohymenophorea, Hymenostomatida, Tetrahymenidae. The transcript is spliced from 2 exons.
AUGAAGUAAUAAUAAUAAUAGCAACAACAUCUAUAUAGAGAAAGUAAAUCUUAAAAAAAUUAAAAUUACAUGAGUGAUUAUUAGGAUUUUGAAAAUCAAGAUAGUAGCUUUGAAUUUGAUGAAAAGUCUUACAAAUAAUAACCUAGUUAACUUAAAUAUCCUAAUUAGUCUGAAUGCGUGAAUCUAGAAAAUUAAAAAUUAAGAUCUGUUAGCGUUCUUGAAAACAAAAACAAGUUUAAGAGGUAGAAAAAUAAAAAGCUAACUUUUAAAAUUGAUUUGAAUAAGAUGAAGAAUCCUUACAAAUAGACUCUAAAGGGGAAAAAUAAAAAUAAAAGUAUAUUUGAUGAUCCGGAGUUUUCUGGUAUAGCAAACACUGACAUCAAUCUUUAUGCUUUACAUAAACAAGGAGUUAUAGACGAAGAAAAUAAUUAGUGGGGAAAACUUUAGAAAUAAAUAGAUGAAAUAAAUCCAAAGCCUGAUAUUAACAUAGUUUUAGAUUCACUUGUUACCUAAAAAUUCUCUAGACCUAUUUAAGAAUUUAAACUAUAAAAGCAUUUAGCAUUGCCAGAAUAUAAUCAAAGUGAGGUUAGCUCUAGAUAUAAAUAAAACUCUAUUUGUGAAAUCCUUGAUGAAGAUCCAGAAAUUGAUAAGUAUAUCGAAGAAACAAAACAGUAAAUACUCUAAAAAAAGAAAUAAAUAGAUGAUAAUCUUAAAUGCUAAAAAUCUAGUAAUCCUAUCCUAAAUUAACCACACAAAGAGAAGUCAAAUGAUGAUUGUAGCAUUUCUAGCGAUGAAUAGCAAGAAAAUCAGUUCGAAAAUGGAGUAAAAAGUAGAACAUCAAAUAAGAAAAAUGAAUAUAUUUUAUCAGAAGAAGAACAUAAAGAGUUAUUCUUACUGUAUUGUGCUAAAGGACAUUCUCCUGAAAGUGCUUGCCAGUAAGCUCGUGUGCCAAUCAAAUGCGCUAAAAGAUGGAUAUGCAAUUUAACUCCUUCUAGACUUACUGGAGGUGGUAGGAAGAUUAUUGAUGGUAUGCUUGAGUAGAAGCUAAGACUAUGGAUAUUGUUGAAGUUGUAUAAGGAAUUAAAGAUCCCUAGCAGAGAUCAGCAAAUAAAAUAUUCACUAUCUUAAAUUAAAUAAAAUAGCUUUGGUUGUAGCAAAGGAUGGCUAGAAAAAUAUUUAGAUAGAAACUUACUUAAAUUUAUUGUUGCACAUUUGAGAAAUUUGGAAGUAUUUAGAUUGGAAGAAGUGGCUAAGUUUUUUAUUGUGAUUCCUUCUGUAAACUAAGAUCUCGGACAAGUUUAAAAAGAAAUAAAAUUAGUUCAGAGUUAUCAAAAGCGUUUAGAAUUAGAAUUAGAAACAACUUAAUUGUAAAAUAAUGAUAGAGAAUAAAGCAAUUAUGUGCCUGGCACUAAAGUAAAAAGGGAAGAUUUAAUUAUUCAACCUUUUAUUCAUAAUGAUUAGAAUUAUUUUUUUAAUAAAAUGCUGCAAUCAGUGAAAGAAAAAAAUAACCUAAUUAUAGAACCAAAGUAUGCUUCAAAUAAAGAUAUGUUGAAUACGACAUUUAAUAGUAGUAAUCCUUAAUAAAAACCUUUGCUGAGCUAAGUUCCAUUUAUUAUUAAUAAAAUUCCAUAAGAUGGAUUUACUUAAUAUUAAAAUAAAAGCACAACAAAUAAUAAGAAACUUAAUAUUUAAGUUCCUGAUUGGUCUCCUUAUUUGUAAAUGAUAGAAAGAGCUAACGCUAUGAAAUAGUUGUAAUAUUACUUAACCGAUAACAAAAAUAUUAAAAAGCUAGAAAUAGAAGAUAACUAGUUGCUAUCAAUCAAAGCUCAAAUGAUAGAGAGGUUAAAGUAAAAUACAUAAAUUUCCUAAGAAACAUUAGCUAAAUUUGGAAAUCUUUACAAAUUCUAAGAAGUUCAAAAACUUCAGGAAACCCAAAAGUAAAAAUUAGAAAAGAGAUAAAGCAGUCAAAUGCAAAUUGAAUAAACAUAAGCAGACUAAGAAACUCACAAAAAAAGUGACUUGAAAUAAACCAAGACUAAGCUAAAAAAAUUAAAUAUAGAAAAUGAGGAGGAAGAGGACGAAGAAGAAGAUUUUUAAACAAAAUGUAAAAAUGAGUUUUAGACUAAAUUUGAUGAGAGAGAAUUUUAUGUCGAUACCAAAAAACCAUUGCCAUUGCAUAUAAGAAAAUUGUUAAAAUUAAGUGCUAUAAAUUCUAGAUCUGAUAGACUUUCAUAAUAACCUAAAAACCUUGAGUAUUACCUAAAAGGCUGUGUCUUUGAGAUAGAAGCAUAAAAUUUCUUUGAUGUUGCUGUAAAAACUCUAAAUUACAAAAUAGAGUCACUAAUACAAGUUUUUAAAUUCAGGUUUUGA